Zootermopsis nevadensis is the source of this 1192-nucleotide messenger RNA. RefSeq lists its product as uncharacterized. Gene Ontology annotation, molecular function: nucleoside triphosphate diphosphatase activity. Lineage: Eukaryota; Metazoa; Arthropoda; Insecta; Blattodea; Termopsidae. The record is from RefSeq and is a predicted model, not a curated record.
GGGCUGGUUUUCUUUGGUUGUGACAACCAUUUUCUCUUUUGGGUUGUAGGUAAAUUAAAUUUGAUUCCGGCUAAAAGCGUUACGUUACAUCACCAUAGAAAGGAGUGUUGUAGAAUUUGUGGGAAAAUUGUUUAGGAGGUUGCACUACCAAAGACGUAUGCCAACUUACCAAGCCAAAUGAUGAAAGUAGGGUUCUGAAUAUGAAAGUUCUGGCUAAAGAAAGAAUAAAAACAAAGCUGUUCUAACCAAAUAACGAGAGAAAAGGAUAGAAACCGCAAAACAACAAGUAUUAACAUUUGUCGUCGAAUCAAGGAUGGUUUGUUGUUAAGCGUUAUGUUUGGCAGUGUCUGCUUUUUUAAAACCCUCUUCCUUAACAAGUGUGUUGUUUUUUAAUAGAGUCUGUUCAUGAUGUUGGAACCUGUAAUGCAGGUUCUACAGUCUCAAAGAAUAAUCUUGGCAAGUAGUUCUCCAAGAAGAGUAGAGAUUUUGAAAGGUGUGGGACUGAAGUUUGAUGUUUGUCCAUCAUUGUAUGAAGAGGACCUUGAUCCAUUAAAGUACAGAUGUCACUCAGAAUAUGUUAUAGACUGUGCAUCCAAUAAGGUGCAAGAAGUAGCACAAAGAUUGUGUGCUGAAGGAAACAAACCUGACAUAAUUAUUGGUGCAGAUACUGUUGUUUCAAUGGAUGGAAAGGUGUAUGGCAAACCUAAAACUGAAGAGAAGGCAGUUGAGAUGUUAAAAGCGCUAAGAGGACAUGUACACACCGUUUUUACUGGUGUUAUUGUCGACACUGGCACCAAGAUAGUGAAAUUCAGUGAGUGCACCAAAGUUUUCAUGGCACCAAUUUCAGAGGAAACCAUAAAGGCAUAUGUCAAAACUGGAGAACCUCUGGACAAAGCAGGUGGAUAUGGAAUUCAAGGGCUUGGUGGCAGUCUGAUUGAAAAGAUUGAAGGGGAUUACUUCAAUGUCAUUGGUUUGCCCUUACACAGUUUGUGUAAGCACCUAGUUGAAAUUAGCAACAACAUCAAGUUAAUUCCUUCAGGAGCACCAGCUGUGUGAAAUUGGGCUACUUUCAUCUCACACUCAAUUGAUUCAUUGAACUGAAUACUGCAUAGAUGUAAAUGAAAAUAUUCUAAAGGAUGCCAUAAAAUAAAUUAUUUACAAAAACAGCAAGAACAGUAUGGUAUCAAGAGCA